Molecule: messenger RNA, 585 nt
Organism: Symbiodinium sp. CCMP2456
Lineage: Eukaryota; Dinophyceae; Suessiales; Symbiodiniaceae
Source: the annotation of a GenBank genome assembly
AUGGUCUUGGACAUUUGUCCCGAGUUGUACGUCGGUGGCAACGAAAACCACCUCUGGCAACCCGAGAACGAGGAGACCCAGCGGCGGCGCUGGUUGGCCCCGAAGGAAGCGCCAACGCCCGUUUCAGCCAAGGAGCCCAAGGUGCCCAAGGCCGUCGCAGCCACGACCGUCGCGCCAGCCGCCUUAUGCUCGGCUCCAUACUCCACUCCAUACUCCUAUGUCCUCGGCCACGCCCCAGGACAUGAGCUUUCCAGGACUUAUGCAGCUCGCAGUGUCGCAGGCAGGUUUCCGUGUCACACCAAGACGAUCCCAAACCCCGCAGUGAAGAUGGUUGCAAGCACCGCUACAUCUAUUUUCGACCGGAGCCGUUGCCCAGCCGUGCACAUGCAGGGAUUCCAGCGAGGAGCCCCUCCCGUCUACGUCAUCCGGCCAGUGGUGUAUGUCCAAUCUCGAGCUGCUCCACUUCGAGCACACCCAAUGAUUCGGGAGACAUCCUUUCUCGGAGGUUACCGCCCAAUGACGUAUUCCCAGGUUUAUGUACGCAGUCGCGUAAUUCUUCCGCCACGGGUGCUGGUAAGGGCCUAG